AUGAAACGGAUAGAUUUACUGCUGAAAAAAGGUGGGUCUUAUUCCAGUUACAAAUCACCCACUUAUGGCCUCCACCACACAUACUGUAUUUGUAUUUGCAUACAUCUCAAACGUCUUUUUUCCAAGUCUCAUCCCCCACUUAAAUAUCUUAAAAGGCACAAACAAAAUCCAUAUGAUUGCGGAUUGCCUCACUCGUUUUCACUCUCACCGGAUUUCCUUCAUAUUCCGGCCAACUUUCCGGCGAUCAUCCCUACCUCUUGCAUACCCGAUCAGAACAAGAAGUAA
This is a messenger RNA of Lactuca virosa, 285 nucleotides long. The record is from the annotation of a GenBank genome assembly. NCBI's taxonomy places the organism in Eukaryota, Viridiplantae, Streptophyta, Magnoliopsida, Asterales, Asteraceae.